AUCGGCGAAUCUGCGACACUCGUACACAUCCUUCAUUGACACGUCAUUUAAAACUUCGAAGACGGAAGCUCUCACCACGAAGCUUAAGCCUGCUCUUCUUCUUCUUCUCCGCAGAGAACCCGGGGUAUUUAUUUUAAAAAAUGGGGGGUUUCUUCUCCAGCUUGUUUUCGGGUCUCUUCGGCACCAGAGAGAUGAGAAUUCUUAUCCUGGGUUUGGACGGUGCUGGAAAGACCACAAUCCUCUACAGACUGCAAGUUGGAGAAGUCGUCACGACCAUCCCCACUAUUGGUUUCAACGUUGAAACUGUGACUUAUAAGAACCUGAAGUUCCAAGUGUGGGAUCUUGGUGGACAGACCAGCAUCAGGCCGUACUGGCGCUGCUAUUAUUCCAACACAGAUGCCGUGAUCUACGUUGUGGACAGCAGUGACCGUGACAGGAUGGGUAUCUCGAAGUCUGAGCUGGUGGCUAUGCUGGAGGAGGAAGAACUGAAGAAAGCCAUCCUAGUUGUCUUUGCCAACAAACAGGACAUGGAGCAAGCCAUGACGCCCACUGAGGUGGCCAACUCCCUGGGGUUACCUGCACUCAAAGACAGGAAGUGGCAGAUCUUCAAAACCUCUGCCACCAAAGGAACAGGCCUGGACGAGGCCAUGGAAUGGUUGGUGGAGUCUCUGAAGAGCCGACAGUAAUUGCACUUGCACCACUCCCUGUAAAUACUUCUGCAUCUUCUGACUUCUUGUUGAAAGACUUUGGUGCCCUUUGGACCAGUGACUGCAUUCCCCUUUCCCCUUUCUGUGAAGCCAUUUUUCUUGUACCCUUUACUUAAAAUGAAGCUGCAGUGACAGAACAUUUGGGCAUCAGUACAGCCGGAAAACUGCAGAUCCACUGGUUCGCGGUUCAUAUGGACUCUGCACUUGAGCUCUAGGAAGCACGGCGGUCCUAUAGUUGUGCCGAUUCAUCCAUAACGACGUCAGUUAGACCCGUUCUUCCUGUAAGGCAUAUCCACUACAUUGGAGUAUCAUAAUCGUAGAGUUUUGCUUCUCGUCUUUCCCCCUUUAAGCUUGGUACCAGACUGUUGAAAGGCUCUUCUUCUUCUUCUGCUUCUUCAGUAUCUAACUACACCUGGGUAUUUUAAUGGGUUGUUUAUUUAAGACUAAUCGUUGUUUGUAAGCAGUGGAUUUGUCAUUGCGUAUUUAUAUUCAAGCAUGCACAGUGGACGAUACUGUUUGUUGUGUUAACACUGAAAUAAAUCUGGUAUCAACAGUA
Molecule: messenger RNA, 1263 nt
Organism: Pangasianodon hypophthalmus (striped catfish)
Lineage: Eukaryota; Metazoa; Chordata; Actinopteri; Siluriformes; Pangasiidae
Gene: arl1
Product: ADP-ribosylation factor-like 1
Exons: 6
Coding region: 141-686 (181 amino acids)
Biological process (GO): vesicle-mediated transport; intracellular protein transport
Cellular component (GO): Golgi apparatus; cytoplasm
Molecular function (GO): GTPase activity; GTP binding
Source: RefSeq, a predicted model, not a curated record